Messenger RNA from Cryptotermes secundus, 1543 nucleotides. RefSeq names its product derlin-1 (gene Der-1). Gene Ontology annotation, biological process: endoplasmic reticulum unfolded protein response. The record is from RefSeq and is a predicted model, not a curated record. Gene Ontology annotation, molecular function: misfolded protein binding; ubiquitin-specific protease binding. Gene Ontology annotation, cellular component: Hrd1p ubiquitin ligase ERAD-L complex; endoplasmic reticulum membrane. The transcript is spliced from 7 exons. Bases 225 to 989 code for a protein of 254 amino acids. NCBI's taxonomy places the organism in Eukaryota, Metazoa, Arthropoda, Insecta, Blattodea, Kalotermitidae.
GAUACCUCUACUACUUCGAGCAACUUCGAGUAAUGAAUGGUGGAAUGGGAUUAGCAUUGAGUAUCAAGUGCAAAUUUGAAGUAGGACACGUGUCGUCACAUUACUGGCCGAAUAGUACUAGUAUAAGAUUUCGUCGUAUGUCGUAUAUUGUAAUUAUUUUCAGUAGAUACUUCGUUUGUUGUGGGUGUCGUUUGUAAUAGUGUCAUUCAGAUUAUAUUAAUGAAAUGAGUGACCUGGGCGACUGGUUUAAGGGAAUACCAUUUUUCACACGAUGGUGGCUUGCACUCACUGUAGGAUUUACGCUCUUUGGUCGUUUUGGAAUAUUCAAAAGCCAUCAAUUAGUACUCCUCUAUGAGCCUUUUAUAAAGCAGUUUCAGAUAUGGAGACCAGUAACUGCUCUUUUCUAUUACCCACUGACACCAUACACAGGAUUCACUUUCCUGAUAAACUGCUACUUUUUAUACAACUACUCACAGAGGCUUGAAAGAGGAAUGUUUGAUGGUCGACCUGGAGAUUAUUUCUUUAUGUUGCUCUUCAACUGGGCAUGUUGCGUUAUUGUUGGUUUAAUUGCCGAUAUACCACUUCUUAUGAUUCCAAUGGUGCUCAGUGUACUUUAUGUAUGGUGUCAACUGAAUAAGGAUGUCAUUGUCAACUUCUGGUUUGGGACCCAGUUCAAAGCAAUGUAUCUUCCAUGGGUCCUGUUUGCAUUCAAUUUUAUAAUUUCUGGAGGCGGAAUCUUGGAGUUAGUGGGGAUAUUGGUUGGACAUCUGUACUUUUUCCUAAUGUUCAAAUACCCUCUGGAAUUGGGUGGACCAGCUUUACUGAGCACACCAUCUAUAAUAUACAGCUUUUUUCCCAGUGACCCAAGGGGUGGCAUUCAUGGUUUUGGGCAGGCACCUGCUUCACGGCGUCCAGCUAAUGAUGGUGGAGGAAGGGGUGGUGGUGGGAGGCACAACUGGGGGAGGGGCCAUGUUCUUGGUGACAAUUGAACAGUGAUGGAAUGCAGAAUUUUUUGGCAGUAGUUUGGCUCCACUUUUCUAUGUUGACUUUCAACAAAAGUGCUUAUAAUUUAAUUAUAUUAUUAGGAAAGUAUCCAUUUUCCCGUAAAUGUAACUCAUCCUUGUGGUGAAUUAUAUUUGUAAGAGCUUCACUGACUUCUGUUAAGACUUCAGGUUCUCUUUUGAACUGGUGUGUAGGCAGAUAAUUGUGCCUGACUGAAAUGUGUCGCCAAAGAUUUCUAAAUUUACAAGAUUACUAGGCACAGAGAUAACUUUACCUUACCUUUUACUGUACAGAUUUCAAAAUCAGUAACAUGCACUGUCAGUGGCAUAAUGUUGAAGCAAGGAUGAAGAAACAGUGUGCAAAGCCAUGUAACAAUUGCUGUAAAAGUGGUUGAGGGAAAGCAACCUGUGCAGAAAACAACCAUGACAUUUUAAGGCAGUGUAAUGAUGAAGGAAGCUCUAAUUCUCACCAAUGUACUUGAUCUCUGUGAUGAACAGUCAUUCAAUCAUUUCUUGUUUUAAAAUGUCGACUGAAAUAUACA